AAUGAUACAUACACUAUUUAAUAAGUCUAUGAGUCCCAUGCACUUGACUUACGUAACGAGAACGCAUUCAUCAUCACCUCUCAUUUUCUCGUCUCCUCUUAAUUUUCAACUCUUUAAGCUCACAAUCUCCAUAUUUACAAAACUCUGUUUUUCAUUUUCUCUUUGAUCAAAAUCGCCGAUCACACCAUGCCGGGAAAUUCUCACCGCCGGGGAUCCGUCGUCAUAUUCACCGUGAUGAUGAUCACGUUGCUGACGUGUCCAAUACUCAUCAAGGCUUCAUCAUCAUCAGAUGCUUCUUUAGCAGCAAGAAAGCUCGAUGAGGUUGAUCCUAUAAAGUGUUCUCCAAGCUGCAUCCAAAACCCUCCUCCGCCGUCUCCUCCACCACCGUCUCCGCCACCACCUGCGUGUCCUCCACCGCCGGCUCUCCCACCACCUCCGCCGAAGAAAGUCAGUUCCUACUGCCCACCGCCUCCGCCGCCGGCUAAUUUCUUGUACAUCACCGGUCCGCCGGGAAAUCUCUACCCCGUUGAUGAGCAAUUCGGAGCGGCCGCCGGAAAAAGUUUUACGGUGGUGAAGCUCUCCGGUUUAAUCGCGUUUGGAAUUAUGGGGUUCUUGAUUCUUUGAAAUUAACAUGAUCGGAGAAAAAAAAAUUUGAAGAUCUGUUGGUAUGUUUCAGAUACUUUUUAAUUAGUUAUUGAAGAACGUUAUUGAUCGUUGGUUAAUAAUUUUUCUAGCUAGGAUCAUAUAUGUUUCAUCAUAUUUUCCUAUAUCCAAAUUUUCUAAUGGUUUUUUAACCAAGUUAAUAAGGUAUACGUAUACCAAAAUUUAUGUUAGAGAAAUAUGUAAAUUCUAGAAAUGUAUUCUCUUGAUGUGAUAUGUUCUCUGUUCAACUUGCCAUUGAAUUGAUUCUCAAAA
Arabidopsis lyrata subsp. lyrata is the source of this 915-nucleotide messenger RNA. Its product is annotated as mulatexin. NCBI's taxonomy places the organism in Eukaryota, Viridiplantae, Streptophyta, Magnoliopsida, Brassicales, Brassicaceae. The transcript has a single exon. The coding region runs from base 187 to 624 and encodes 145 amino acids. The record is from RefSeq and is a predicted model, not a curated record.